UUAACUGUAUAAACAUAAAAAAUAUGCCCUCUUUUCAGAAAUGAAGCUGCUGAGCUACGCGAUGUCAUCAUCAAAGCAAAAGCUACUGGAAUUGCAUUGGAUCAGGAAAAAGUCGAUCAAUACAUCAAGGCAAUGUCCUUAACCGGUAGUGAGAAGGAAAAUGCUGAAAAGUUGGCUGCCAUGUGGAUGUACACAGCGCAGAUGGGCAGCUCACGCAGUUUGCCGCAAACCGGUAGCGGUCGCCCGAUUAUGUUGAUACCAGCUGGAAGUACAAAUAUGUUGGCUACCCCUCCUCCACCCGUACCGUCAGUACCUGCGACAAUGGUUGUUCCCGGUGUACCAUAUCGUCCCGGCAUGACCUACACUCUGCCCUACGUACGUCCUGGUUCUGUGAUUUAUGCGCCAGCCGGCAGCGCACCCAGUGGCACAUAUCGCACACACAAGAGCAGCAAAUCUGUUGGACCACCGCAUAACCGUCGCCGCCGUCCGGGACCACCGCCGCCACGCGCUGGAAAAAUGAGCGCCAAUCGUCGACAACGUCGCAAAUCCGAGGCAGAUAUAAUUGACAACGAGGCCUUUCAGUACACGGGGCUCGAUCGCGAUAUAGCAGAUAAUUUUUUGGCGCGUCAGGAGCAAACCAACAGCCAGCCGGGAAGCCAUGUUGACUACUCUUCUUCGUCGACGACGGCUAGUGAGACAUAUGGUAAGCAGCGGUCGCGCUCAUCGUCCAAAACGAAAAUCGUUUGCCGCGAUGUGGUGAUGUAGCGCAGAGCUCUUGAGUUGAGUUGAGUCGAGUCAUUUGAUUGUGGAUUGAGUAUUUUUGCGUGCGUUAAUCCAAGGGACAGUUAAGCGAAAUAAUAAACAGACAUGCAUACCUAACUGUAUAAUAUUGUAAUACUCGUAUGCCUUAUUUGAUGUUUGCUAUUGUAAAUAACUCUAUUAUACAUAAACUUAUUAUCUAGUUUAUUCGAUGCUGCAACUUUGCUUUCUACAAAUACAACUAAUCGUAGGAUUGAGAUAUUGAUAUAAAAAUAUAUACGUUAGACAACCUA
This is a messenger RNA of Rhagoletis pomonella (apple maggot), 1052 nucleotides long. RefSeq lists its product as uncharacterized. Bases 133 to 765 code for a protein of 210 amino acids. NCBI's taxonomy places the organism in Eukaryota, Metazoa, Arthropoda, Insecta, Diptera, Tephritidae. The transcript has 3 exons. The record is from RefSeq and is a predicted model, not a curated record.